GCAAAUGAGCGUACGUUCCUAGCCUUCCUGCGUACGAGUCAAAUGUUCUCGAUGACGGGCAUCUUUAUUGCUCAACUGUUUCGUUUGCAGCACUCCCUAAACCCUAGCCCUGUCUUUGGCUUUCACAUCGUCGGUGUACCAUUCUCAAGCAUUUGUCAAAUCAUGGCCAUUCUGCUACUUUUGGUUGGCACUGCUCGCUUUCUCAAACUGCAAAAGCAAAUGGCCCUUGGAAAAGCCAUUUCUGGAGGUUGGGAAAUCAACCUUGUGGCAGUACUGUCCUUGGCGGUG
Molecule: messenger RNA, 288 nt
Organism: Cyphellophora europaea CBS 101466
Lineage: Eukaryota; Fungi; Ascomycota; Eurotiomycetes; Chaetothyriales; Cyphellophoraceae
Exons: 1
Source: RefSeq, a predicted model, not a curated record